GAAUCAAGCCAUUAAAGGUGGUGAGCAUUCUGGCAAAGUAAAAAGGUAGUAUUCGAGGAUCAAGAAUCAGAGUUUCCCAAAUUCAAUUCUCAUUAUAAAUUUUUCUUUUUAAUCCUGGUUUGCAUCUAUCAACCACUUCAUAAUUUUUGCCAUUAACACCCCACCAAUCAUUCGAUUAAAAACAAGCAAAUUAUAAGCAGGUUCAGUUAGAAUCAACAUCAAGGUAUUGGCAACUUUAAGACCAUUUUCAAAAGCCAUAUGUUUCAGAAAAUGGAUGUAGAGUUGAGAGUUAUAGCUGCUCAACCCAGUUUCAGCUUUGGUGGUGCAUAUUCGCCCCCAUGAGAUGACCCCAAAUUUGAAGUCCUUCAUUAUCUUUUCUUCAUCUAUCUUUGUUCUGUUUCUAGCAAUCUCUUUUAGUUUCAGCAGAACAAACUACCACAGAAUCCAGCAAUUGAAAUUAAGCCUCAAUUCACGCCACCCAACUUUCUUUCAAUCCCUUCUAUCAUUUCUGCUCAAAACCCCAAAUCCCAACCGAUCCCACUCCCCAAAUCGCAUUUCCAGGGCCUCUCACUGCGUUCUAUGGAUGGCUCCCUUCCUUUCAGGUGGUGGGUAUAGUUCAGAAGCAUGGUCUUAUGUUUUAGCACUCAAUGAAUACAUGAAAAGUCUCGAAAACCCCAGUUUCAAAUUGGCUAUUGACCAACAUGGUGAUUUGGAGUCCCUAGAAUUUUGGGAGGGAUUGCCUCAAGAUAUCAGGAACUUGGCAAUUCGGCUUUAUCAAACAGAAUGUAGAAUAAAUGAGACCAUUGUGGUUUGCCAUAGUGAGCCUGGUGCUUGGUAUCCCCCAUUGUUUGAAACCCUUCCAUGCCCUCCAACUGGUUAUCAUGAUUUCAUGUUUGUCAUUGGCAGGACCAUGUUUGAGAGUGAUAGACUGACUUCUCAACAUGUUAAGCGUUGUAAUAGAAUGGAUUCUGUUUGGGUUCCUACUGAUUUUCAUGUGUCUACAUUUGUGCAAAGUGGGGUUGAUCCAGCUAAGGUUGUGAAAGUUGUGCAGCCUAUUGAUGUGAAGUUCUUUGAUCCCUCCAAGUAUAAGCCAUUGGACAUUGCUUCCAAAGGGAAUCUGGUUUUAGGUGCAAGGAUUCCUAAUUCCAAUCCUCGAAAGGAGUUUGUGUUCUUGAGUGUCUUUAAGUGGGAGUUUAGGAAAGGAUGGGACGUGUUGCUCAAAGCAUACCUGAGAGAAUUCUCCCGUGAUGAUGGGGUGGUUUUGUACUUGUUGACUAAUCCUUAUCAUUCUAAUAGAGAUUUUGACAACAAGAUUGUCCAAUUUGUUGAACAUUCUCACAUGGAAAAGCCAGCUAAUGGGUGGGCUUCUGUGUGUGUCAUUGAUACCCACAUAGCUCAGGUCGAUUUGCCAAAACUGUACAAGGCAGCUGAUGCAUUUGUGCUUCCAUCAAGAGGAGAAGGAUGGGGGAGACCUAUUGUGGAAGCCAUGGCAAUGUCUUUGCCAGCAAUAACAACUAAUUGGUCCGGGCCUACUGAGUAUUUAACAGAGGAGAAUAGCUACCCGUUGCCAGUGGAUAGACUGAGCGAAGUAACGGAAGGACCAUUUAAAGGGCAUUUGUGGGCUGAACCAUCAGUUAUUGAGCUUCAAGCUCUUAUGAGGCAUGUGAUUAGUAAUGUGGAGGAGGCCAAGGCUAAAGGUAAGCAGGCGAGGAAGGACAUGAUCAGAAAGUUUUCUCCUGAAAUUGUUGCAGGGAUGAUCACAGGCCAUAUACAAAAUAUAAUUGACCAAUGACAAGAUGAUGUCAUGUGGUGAUUUAUGCACAAAGUAUACUUGAGAUUAUGCUUCAGUUGAAGAUUAUAUGAUAAGUACUGGUGAUUUUAUGAGUUCAAGCCAACUAAAGCAGUUUGCAAACGUAGUCUAUGUUUGAUAGCUUUUCUUCUUUAUGGCAUGCAUUUUGUAAAACAUUUCAUCCCUUCGACAAUGGAGACCAGAUGAAUGAAGAAAUGCUCUCAUUUGAAAGAUGCCGCUGUUUGUAAGUUGAUGUAUCCUCGCAGAUUCAAGAUAUUUCCUUUUUAAGUUCUCAAGGUUCCAAUCUCAUUUUGGUUUUA
This is a messenger RNA of Theobroma cacao (cacao), 2109 nucleotides long. RefSeq names its product UDP-Glycosyltransferase superfamily protein. The record is from RefSeq and is a predicted model, not a curated record. NCBI's taxonomy places the organism in Eukaryota, Viridiplantae, Streptophyta, Magnoliopsida, Malvales, Malvaceae.